This is a messenger RNA of Paramecium sonneborni, 1881 nucleotides long. The record is from the annotation of a GenBank genome assembly. NCBI's taxonomy places the organism in Eukaryota, Ciliophora, Oligohymenophorea, Peniculida, Parameciidae.
AUGGGUUUGAUGAUUGAUAGUUUAAAAUAAAAAAUGAGAAAAAAAGAGAUGAUUCUGGAAUAAAUAUGUAUAAAUUGUGUAAAUUACGUAAUAGAGGAUUUGAUUAGAGAUUAGUAUAAUGCGUAAUAUAAAAGUAGUAAGUAAAGAGAGAAGUUCGUCAUAAAUAAAAUCAUAAUUAAUGCAGAAUAAAAGCUUAAAAACAAUAGAGUUAGGAGAGAGAUGGGGAUUAGAGAACAGAGUUGUAUUUAGAAAUCCAAGUGUUCCUUUGAUAUACUAGAUGUCAAUGUAAUAAGGUUAGGAAUGUGGUACAAGAGGAGAUUCUAUAAAUAGUACUGGUGCAUUAGUGGCAUAUUCUGGGAAGAAAUGUGGGUAAAUAAAUAGUAUUAAGUAUAUAGUCGAGUACCAAAGGAUAAAAGAAUAAUAAUAGACUCAGUAACAGAGAAAGAUGUUUGGUGGGGAGAUGUAAACAUUCCUUUGAGUAAAGAAUCAUACAUAGAAGUUGAGAGAAUAGCUUUAGAAUAUUUGGGAAGUUAAGAAAAAGUAAGAAUUGUAUUGAAUAUUUAUAGUUGUUUAUAAUAGAUGGAUAUGCUGGAUGGGAUAUAAAACAUAGAUUGAGAAUUCGAGUGUUUUGUACAAGGCCUUAUCAUGCAUUGUUUAUGAAGAAUAUGUUAAUCAGACCAAAUGAAGAGGAGUUGAAGAAAGAUUUUAACGGGGAUGUUGAUUUUUAUAUAUUCAAUGCUGGACCUCAAAUAAUCUAAAAACAUAUUGAAGGAGUGACUUCAGAAGGUUGUGUAGCUGUGAAUCUGAUUGAAAGAAAAAUGGUGAUCUUAGGAACUUAAUAUGCUGGAGAGAUGAAGAAAGGUGUCUUUGGAGUUACACAUUAUUUAUUUCCUAAAUAAGGCAUCUUAACAUUACAUAGUUCAGCAAAUGAAGGAGAAGAUGGAGAUGUUACAUUGUUAUUUGGUUUAAGUGGAACAGGUAAAACUACUUUGAGUGCUGAUCCUAAACGUAAACUUAUUGGAGAUGAUGAACAUGCUUGGUCUGAUGAUGGUAUUUUUAAUAUUGAAGGCGGUUGUUAUGCAAAAUGCGUUGAUUUAUCUAAAGAAAAAGAACCUGAAAUCUUUAAUGCAGUUAAGUUUGGAGCUGUCCUUGAAAAUAUUGAAUAUUAUUCUUAUUCAAAUAGACAAGUAGAUUUUUCUAAUAUCUCUAUCACUGAAAAUACUAGAGUAAGUUAUCCCUUAGAAUUUAUACCUGGAGCUAAAUUUCCUGCAUAAGGAACACAUCCUAAAAAUAUAUUCUUUUUAACUUGUGAUGCUUAUGGUGUCUUACCUCCUGUAUCUCUCUUAACUCCUGAAUAAGCUAUGUAUCAUUUUAUAUCAGGUUAUACUGCCAAAGUUGCAGGAACUGAAGUUGGAGUUAAAGAACCUUAAGCAACAUUUUCUGCUUGUUUUGGCGAAGCCUUUUUAGCUCUACAUCCUACUCUCUAUGCUAAUAUGCUUGCUUAAAAAAUCAAAUAACAUCAUACCAAUGUUUGGUUAAUUAAUACUGGAUGGACUGGUGGUAAAUAUGGUGUAGGAUAAAGAAUGUCUUUAAAAUAUACUAGAGCUAUCAUUGAUCUUAUUCAUUGUGGAUAAUUAAAAAAUGCUCAAUUUGAAAACUUUCCUAUCUUCAAUUUUAAAAUUCCUAAAUCUGCUUAAGACAUUCCUACUGAAAUUCUUAAUCCAAGAAAUACAUGGAUGUAUUAAUUUUAUUUCAUUAUUUAGAAAUUCAAAUGAAUUUGAUCAAUAAUUAAAAGAAUUAGCUCUAAAAUUUAUGGUCAAUUUCAAAAAAUAUGAAGAUAAAGCAACUAUAGAUAUUCUUAAUGCAGGCCCAAAACUGUGA